GGGCGGGAGUCGCCGGCCGGGGACUGAGAGGCGCGGAGCGCGCUGUCCUGCAUAUCUUUUGUUAUGUCUCUUUGAGUUCAAUACCAUCGUCUAUGUGAGAAGACGUGACUGUGAGUGGCGGACGAGGACGGCAGGACGACAGUACACAAUUUUGGCGACGAGGAUAGAGGAUUUGCGACUCUCCCAGCUUUAAGGUACAGUGCAGUCGGCUAAGAUGGAGGGGAUACGUCCGCCAGCUCCCUUGUUAGCCACCCCGGGCAAGCCGCUAACGUCAUGGUCUGCUUGGCUAUCAGAUUUUGAAGUGUAUGCCAUGGCCAUUGGAUGGACUGACUGGGGAGAGCAGAGGCGUCAGGCACUGCUUCUCCAUUGUGUGGGACAGGAAGCCAGGAGGCUGUUCAGGGCGGAGUGCCCAACAGGGGUCCCAAGUCAGGGCGGUGUUGAGCCAAAGUUUGAGGGGCGCGCUGCUACAAUGUCACUGGUCGAUGCCACUGUUGACGUACUGAGUCGUUUGUUUGAGAAAAAGUCAGAUGUGAUCACCGAGAGAGUUUUGUUUCGCAAAUGCACCCAGGGCCAAACCACUGUUCGUACCUUUUUGGCGAACUUGAGAGAACGUAGCCAGAGGUGUGCGUUUGGGGCCCUUGAAGACGAAAUGAUCAGGGACCAGUUCCUAGAGGGGUGCUCGUCUGCUCGUCUGCGUGAACGUCUCUGCAGGGAGGAUGAUCUGACUCUGCCUCGGUUGGAGGUUGUUGCCCUUGCAGAGGACCAGGCGCUGGAGCGACAGCAGGCGGUGGGACGCUUGCAGACUGCAGCUGCAGAGCGGGAGCAUGCACCGGUCAGCGUUGCAGCAACGGCCACCAAGCGGUACGCUCACGGCACGCGCAGUAUGACUCCACUUUCAAGACGGAAGGUUGGCCACUUCUGGCGAUGCUGCCCGAAGAAGGGGGAGAAGACUGCUGGAGAGAAGCCCGUCGCCAGCGUCCAAGUGCUGUCGGUUGCAGUGACGUCUCCAACUGAAGACACUCGUCCGUACAUCCAGCUGAAGGUAGCAGAGGUUCACAGAAUUCGGCUGGUGGAGGUAGCAGCACCAGUUCAGCAGAAGCAAGAAGCUGACGUACACUUGAGUGAGCCGGAAGACCAGGACGCCACCGGCGGCGGCGAGAACACUGCUGACGCACUGUCGCGUCUGCCAGCACCAGUGACGGAGGCAGCUGAUGACGAGAGCAUCACCGUAGCAGCAGUUGAAGCUCAUCUGCAGGCGGUGACGAGGGAGGAGCUGGUGUCGGCAUCUCGGUCGGACCCUCAGCUGCAGCAGCUGGCAGAGCAGAUCCCACGGCCGUGGCCGACGCGGUACGGAGACUGUCCGGCAGCUCUCAGGCCGUUCUACCGCUUCAGGGGGGAGCUUGGAGCUGUAGAAGAUGUCUUGGUCAGGGGAGAGCGUCUGCUGGUGCCGACCAGCCUCCGACAGCGUCUGUUAGCAGCAGCACACGAGGGACAUCAAGGAAUAGUCCUGACGAAGCAGCGGAUCAAGCAGCACUUCUGGUGGCCUGGACUGGAUGCAGCGGUGGAAGAGAUGGUCAGAGCGUGCGAGGUUUGUGCAUCUUCCGACAAGACGGCUACUCCGAGGAACGCUCCGCUGCACCCUGUACCGCUGCCUGAAGGACCGUGGGAGAAGGUCGGGAUCGACUUCAUCGGGCCGAUGGAGGGCGGAGGACAGCGGCAGCGGUUCGCCAUCGUUCUGGUGGACUACUUCUCCAAGUGGCCAGAGGUUGGCUUCUGCUCGAGCCCGUCGACGGAGGCGGCGAUCGAGUUCCUGGAGGUGGUUGCUUCCAGGGAGGGGUACCCGUUACAAGUGGUCUCUGAUAACGGUACGGCUUUUGUGUCCGCAGAGUUCACGGCUUACCUGCGGAGGGUCGGCGUUCAGCAUGUACGGGUAACGCCGUACCACCCCAGAGGCGCUGGAGCGGUGGAGCGCAUGAACAGAGUGGUGAAGUCCGCGCUGCAGACGGCGUCCAAGGAGAAGCAGGACUGGUCACAGGCGGUGCGCCAGUUCCUGAGGACGUACCGUUCGACGCCUCAUGCAACCACCGGCCUGAGUCCGUCGGAGAUGCUGCAUGGUCGUCAACUCCGGACGAUGCUGCAUGCACCCACGCACCCUCCGGGUAAGGUAGCGGCCGACAGUGCCCGUACCAGGGACCGUGUCGCUAAACGGCAGAGGCGGCAGAAAGUGUACUGGGACAGGAGGAACCGAUCUGUCAAACCGUCAUUCAGUGUCGGUGACUGGGUGAGGUACCGUGUCAUGCCUGUGCCCAGGAAAGGUAGAGACCGUUUUUCUGCUCCUCACAGGAUCGCUGAGCUGGUUGGACCAUCGGCGUACCGGCUGGACAGUGGAGCACUGGUCCACGCCGAGAGGCUGACUCGCUGGACUGGGUCGCCUCCGACCGGACUGGGAGACGCCGAGCAGCCGCAGCUCUCGGACCUUCCCGUCGUCCGCUCCCCGCCGGAGCCGGUCGACGAGCCUCCGGCUGAGGCCACGGCGUCGGCACAGACUCCAGAGCGGCGGCCGGAUCGUCAGCCCGACGUGCGGGGUCACCAUCUGCGGCACUCGCGGUGGACACAGCGGCGGCGACGCGCUCGCCGGCCAGUGAGACGAGCGGCUCCGGGUUCGAGGGUGCUCAGAGUGAUGGGCACCGCACGCGAUCUGGGAGACGUGUUCGUGCACCUGUGCGUUGGUGUCCGUAGGUGUACCUUUGUGUAGGGGGGAAAGAUGUAGUGUCUGGGCCGCCCGCCCGGCGGGGCGCUCGCGGCGGCACAGCAUGCCACAGGGGCAGACUGGCCAGCUGGGCGGCUGGGCGGCUGGGCGGCGCCCGGGCGGGAGUCGCCGGCCGGGGACUGAGAGGCGCGGAGCGCGCUGUCCUGCAUAUCUUUUGUUAUGUCUCUUUGAGUUCAAUACCAUCGUCUAUGUGAGAA
Amphibalanus amphitrite is the source of this 2967-nucleotide messenger RNA. RefSeq lists its product as uncharacterized. The transcript has 3 exons. The record is from RefSeq and is a predicted model, not a curated record. NCBI's taxonomy places the organism in Eukaryota, Metazoa, Arthropoda, Thecostraca, Balanomorpha, Balanidae. Gene Ontology annotation, molecular function: nucleic acid binding. Gene Ontology annotation, biological process: DNA integration. The coding region runs from base 215 to 2755 and encodes 846 amino acids.